Messenger RNA from Nezara viridula (southern green stink bug), 5774 nucleotides. The record is from the annotation of a GenBank genome assembly. Lineage: Eukaryota; Metazoa; Arthropoda; Insecta; Hemiptera; Pentatomidae.
CUAUUCGUCAUUGGUCUAUUAGCUACUAACGACCACUGAGGUAUUUCCAGAUACCAUAAAUAGUUUUGCCAUUGACCGUGAAGGUACCAGGGUUUUCCUGACCCCUACUCCAUACCUAGGGUACACUAACCCUGAGGUUGCUUGUCAGUCCGGCGUAUGGUAUCGGUGUGUCGGGAUCAUGGUGUGGGUCGUCCCUGCGUGUGUGUCCGUCGCGGACGAGUUGGAGGCUUUUCGGAACAGUACCUUUCGAGCUAUUCAGAGUUUUUCGUGUUGUGAUGUGCUCAGUGAGGAUGUGGUUGUCAUUGAUGGAUUUAAGAUAUAUGCAUAUAUGAGUGAUAUGGAGGUGGCAGACAGCCCCGAGCCGGGGUACCUGCUGCUCCGAGUCCACGUACCAGAGCUCAACAUCCAGAAGUGCCUCCAGUUCCCCAGCCAUCAACUUGUCUGGGACGUGAAGCAGCAAUGCCUAGCUGCCCUGCCCAAGGAGCUGAAAGAAAGCUUCAACUAUGGCCUAUUCUGUCCUCCAGUAAACGGGAAGGCUGGUAAGUUCCUGGAUGAAGAGAGAAGGUUAGGAGACUACCCUUUCAAUGGUCCUGUUGGAUAUCUGGAAUUGAAGUAUAAAAGGAGGGUUUAUAAGCAGCUGAGCCUAGAUGAGAAGCAGCUUAAGGCCCUUCAUACUAGAACCAAUCUGCGAAGAUUCUUGGACUAUGUCACCAAUUCACAGGUGGAGAAGAUAACGAAAAUGUGUUCCAAGGGCUUGGAUCCCAACUUCCAUUGCCCAGAUACAGGAGAAACACCGCUGAGCAUUGCCGCUGCCAUAAAGAAACCAGGUAAGGUGUUGAUGGCCUUGGUAAACGGAGGUGCGCUGCUGGACUACAGAACGAAGGAAGGCUGUACUGCCCUCCAUAGGGCGGUGCAGGCCAACUCGCUGGAGGCAGUCACCACACUCCUCGAGCUAGGGUCAUCGCCGAACUACAAGGACGCUAAGGGGCUGACUCCUCUCUACUGGGCUGUCACCCAGCCCACUGAUCCCCUUCUCUGUGAGGGUUUGCUGCAUGACCGUGCGACUAUUGGAGCACAGGACUUGCAAGGGUGGCAGGAAGUCCAUCAGGCAUGUAGACUCGGUCUAGUUCAACAUCUGGAGCAACUGCUGUUCUAUGGAGCGGAUAUGAAUGCCAGAAAUGCCUCAGGAAAUACACCAUUACACGUGUGUGCCGUCAACUCCCAAGACUCUUGUGCCAGGUUGCUCCUGUUUAGGGGGUGUCAGAGGGAUGCUCUCAAUUAUGCCAAUCAAACCCCUUAUCAGGUUGCAGUGAUUGCCGGCAAUCUAGAUCUUGCUGAUGUUAUCCAAAAUCAUAGGCCUGAAAAUGUUGUCCCUUUUCGGGAGGCUCCCCGCUACAACCCCCGCAGGAGGUCCACACUCAUCACCACCCUUCCCUCUCCCCGCUCUCCGCCGAGUCCCUCUCCAUCCGAUAGGUCCUUAGCUCCCUUCUCUUCAGCUUCGUCCUCCCUCAGUGAUGGCAGUUCUGCAAGCAACAAGAUCAUUGAAGACACGGCCAGCUAUGUUACAGAUAAGAGCCUUGGUGAUACUAGUGAUAUAAUCAGUGACAGCUCUGGAGUCGGCACGGCGAAUAGUGAUACCAUCGCUUCAGUCCUCCUCCCUGGAACUAAUGUCGUCUGUAUAGAGAACUACAGUUCAACCCAGCCUGGCUACCUUCGCAUUUCUCAGGGUGAUAUAAUCGAAGUGACCGGUGCUACCGACUCGGGCUUCCUAGAAGGUAACUUACAUGGGGAGUCUGGUCUGUUCCCGAGUCACUGUGUCCAAGAAGCACCUCCUACUAUCACUCAGACAAGAAGAAGGCCGAGCACAAGAGUCGUAGGGAGGAGGGAAGCUCUCCCCGCCCCAGCACUUAAACAUUUUGCCACCGCACCAAGGAACAAGAAACAGUUACCAGCAGAGCCCCGAACUGUUGUGCUGCACAGGGGUAGAAGAGGAUUCGGAUUUGUUCUACGUGGUGCAAAGGCAACAUCUCCCCUGAUGGAACUCACACCUUCCCAUCGAUGCCCUGCGUUACAGUACUUGGAUGAUGUUGAUGAGGGAGGUGUUGCUGAUAUGGCUGGUCUGAAGAAGGGCGACUAUCUCGUAGCUAUAAAUGGUGAGAAUGUUACAGCUGCUUCUCAUGAGCAUGUAGUAGAUUUGAUUCGCCGUUCUGGAGAUCUUGUUUCUAUGACAGUAGUUUCUGCUCCACAAGCUGGAAUGGCAGAACCUAAUCCAAGGCAUUAUGCAACUCUACCUCGAAAAUUAAGUUCCUCUGCUACUUUAGGACGGUCACCUGCACCUCUUCCUCCAAGGCGAGAUCCUAAAACUACCCUGAGCGUUGGAAGAGCAAGAGCCAGGUCUAUGGUUGUGGGAGUAGGAGUUGACAUAGAUGAUGAGUGUGGGAAGAGUUCGAGUGCUGAAAGCAUUCCAGCUGGAGCCCCAAUGCAACCCAGGACUGCAUCUAUCAGAGCCAGGCCUACCUCAAGCAGGAUCACUGCGGCAGAGCUCGAGGAGCUUUUCCAACGGCAAGCUGGACCAGGACUGGCUGUUAGCAACUUCCAGGGUAACAUGUCACAACCAUCCUCUCCUGCCAGAACACCACGGGUUUAUGCUAGUGUUGCUGAAAUGAAGCGUAGCAAAGGAAAAGCUGGUAGCAAAGUGAGGUUUUGUACAAUGGGCGGAGGAGAACUUCAUCGGGACUUCCAUUCCACCCCAGAUUUGGCAGCGAUGUCUCAAGGCACUUUGGCAAGGACUCCUAGAUCGCACAGAAGCCAAGAAGAGUUGAGGCCACCGCUGCCGCCUCCGAGUCAUCCACCCCCUCCUCCACCCUCUCACAUCGUCAAAGUAGAACUCAACACUGAAUCAGAAUAUGGUUCAGUCACUAAGUCUGAGAGCAAACCUGUUGUUACAGGAGUUGAUGGAGUGAUGUCCAGUUUCAAACCAGCGAGUAGUGCUAAACUGUAUGCUUCUCCAGAGGAUGUGAAAACUGUUGGGUUUAGGUCGCGAUCUCUUCCAGGUCAUGGAACUAGAUCACAGAUAAGGAAGUCACAAAGCCUCAGGUCACCUUCUACAACAUUCAAACCCAACCCAGGAACUGUAGUUGUCGGAUCCAAUCCUUAUGCCCAACCAUUUCGAGGAAAUAACAGACCCAAGUCUGCUUCAAUCCCACCCAUCCCGGAUCCAGAUUACAGCCUAAGCGAGGGAGAGAGUGAUAACGAACAUGAGCGGGAGAAAACAGUGAUCAGGGUUGGAGCAAGCAGUGUCACAGAGGGCAGCGGCGGCUCCAGUACCAGUUCAGGCUCUCUGCCGCACUCGUUCAGUGUAGACGAGAUACAGAAGGUCAGGACACAGCUCAAAUCGUCCAAGUCAUAUCCUAAUGACUUUCUGCCGACAGAGGAUGGUGACAACUCAUCUAGUGGUGUCAGUUCAGACCAAGAGGUGCCUCCACAAGAUCAAAGGGAAAUUGCAUCUGUACCAUCAAACAGAUGCCAGCAGAGGGCAGCUCUGACAAGAAAUGCUGUAAGUUUAGCGCAGUUGCCCCCUCCCUUAGAGUCAGAUACAGAAGAGGUUGUGCCCCCACCCCCAGGGUUCACAGAAGCCGACGUUUUAGCACCACCACCCCAAUUCUCAGACCAGCGCAUGGUCACUACUGUCAGGAUAGUUGGAGCAUUACCGAAGAACAAUGGAAGGCUUCACUCGCAGUAACUCCUCUCGCUUCUCAAUGGUAGAAGUACUGAGGCAGUUUAUUCAAAGUACAUUAUGCCCAAAUGGUUGCACGUAUUUUGCACUGCACAUAUGAUACCUGUCGAUAUCAAUUUUAAGCUCAUGUUUAUUCUACUGUCAAUUGUGCAUUUUCUAAAAUCUAUUACAUUUUAUUUAGAAAUGUCUUGUUGGGUAUUGUGCUAUAUAUAAAUAUUUCAUUCAAAUAAUAAACAGUUAUUUUAACCGAAUAUUUAGAGAGAAGCACUUAAAACUUGCUAAUUUCUAAACAACAUAUUCCUAUAUAUAUAGUAGUAACUAUAAAUAUGUAUAUUUAUUUUAGUGCAAUUCAUUGUUAUUUAUCUUUAUUUUAUGAAUAUUGUAUAUUAUGUUUUAUAUGUUAAUUGUCAAUUUUGUGUAUUAACAUUCCUGAAAUCAUCUUAGAAAAUUGUUUUUAUUUUAGAGAUUAUUAGUUUUAUAUUUAACUUUACUAAUGGAAAAAAAAUUGUUUGAUGUUCCUUAUUUAAUUGAAAGAUUUUUUAUCCGAUGGCAUAUAGUUUUAUACUAUGUAGUUAUGUACGGCUAUAGUGUUAAGGUAAAGAAGAGUAAUGUGUGCCAAUAUAUGUCUUAAGUUGCAUCUGAAUAGUUAUUAUUCCUCCCAUGUUAUUCCACUAUGUGUAUAUAUAUGAAAAACAGUAUUAUCUAUGAGUACCAUUAAUUUAUAAAAAAAAAGAUUUGUUUAUCGGCUAUUUAAUUAAAAAUUAGGCUUCCGAGUCUUAUGUGUAAAAGUUUGUAGAGAGGUACCUUCUGUGUCCAGAAUACUAUUGAUAGUAAUUAAAAAGCCUAAUUGUAGAUUUUUUUAUCUUUAAGAUAAAGAGGUCCUUGAUUGUUUCAUUUUAAUUAUAUUGAUAGUGAAAGAGCACUCACUAUUUAUAAAUGUAUUAGAUAUAAACCUGUUUAGCUCUGUGAUUGUCUUCCCGAUAAAGGUGGACAGUUAUUGGACACUUGCUCAUAGAAUAUUGCCUGGUUUUUCAAAGUUUGUAGGUUAAUUCUAUGAUUCCUGCCAUUUGUAAAUACACAGCUGUGUUUUUUUACUUCUAUAUAGUCAUCUUCUUAGAGAAACUUGAGAAUGUUGUGAAUGUCUAUUGAAGAAUGAUUGCGGCGAUAUUGUUACUUGUUUGAUUGUUUUCUCAAAAAAUUAAUUAUUAAAAAAGAUGUUCUCGAUGGAAUUAGUCAUGGUAUUUAUAAAGCAUAAAGGAACAUUUUUCAAGGUUAGACUGGUUUCUGCCCCAUCUUUCUACGUUCGGAUUAAUUGCAAUACUUUUGGAAUCAAUGAUUUUUAGUUGGUCACGAGUUGAUAGGUACCUUGCAGAAACAGAUGAUUUUAUCUCAUUAAAUUUUAAUGUUUUUAUUUAUUCAUUUUUUUUUUUUAAUUUGGAUUUUCCUAAGUAUCAGAUUUGAAGCACUAAUUUUUCAAUUUAUUAUAGUCGUUCAAAUGAAAUUUAAUUUAUAUAUUAAGCAAUGUUUUUCUUUUAAAUUAUUGCUCUAAAACAAAAGUAAUUAUGUAAAUAAUGGGUAAUGUUAGGCAAAUUGUGUUUUUUCGAAUUUAUUUCUAAAUUAGCAGACUAGAUGUUUAUAAAAUGUACACAUUUGCUUAAUGAUUCCACAACAUUGUUUGUUUAUCAUUGUUAUAUAUGAUUAGGGUUAUACAUUAAUGAACAAUGUACUACUAAUAAAAAUAUUCAUCUGUGUAUUGUCUAUUAUUCAAUUCAUUCCUCAACUGGGGCUGUGUUAUAUAAAGAAUUUACUAUACUAUAGCAUUAUAUAUUUAACAAAUGAUUUACUAACUUACAAAGUAAUAUUCCUUGCAUGUUUAUUGUAUAGUAUACUUUGCUUUAUCCGGUACUAAUAAUCAAAACGAAAGAAAUUUAGCUGAUUAAUUUAUAAGAAAAAAUAUAACAACAAUAACAUUAGGAAACUACUCACUUAAUUCAUUAACUGCUUAAAAUUGAUAAUAAUGUUUAACUAAUUUUAUUUU